AUCUGGAUCGCAAAUUUCAGCUUGAACCGGUGUCUACAGAACUAGAAGUGGGCAAUCGCUUGGUUCUUACAUGCAUACCUCCGAAGGGAAAGCCGGAACCGGAGGUAUACUGGAUGAAAGACGGCAAACGUGUCACAAAAGAUGCAUUUCCGCAUAUCAUCAUCAAUGACUACAACCACCUACUUAUUGAAAACGCAACCGUUUCGGACAGUGGUAACUACAGCUGCGUCGCCGAAUGUAUCGGAAUUGAGUAUCGGUAUGCCACAGCAAAGGUGAACAUUCAUGAUCCUAUAGCCAAGAAAAUACACAAUCCUCGCCUGGAAAGCCAGACACUUCAUGAUACUACUGAACUACAAAAGUUAAUUCGUACACAUGAAGUCGCCAUUUACGUAUGCCUUCUCCUUUUUCUGGCAUUCGUACUCGUCGUAGUGGCUUUGGUUGCUAAUCGAAAGCGCAAACUGCAACGGAUGACCAAUUCUGGAUACUGUUUCACUAGUUGUUUGGGCGGUGAGGUGUAUGUAACUUAG
Molecule: messenger RNA, 527 nt
Organism: Dicrocoelium dendriticum
Lineage: Eukaryota; Metazoa; Platyhelminthes; Trematoda; Plagiorchiida; Dicrocoeliidae
Source: the annotation of a GenBank genome assembly